This is a messenger RNA of Hansenula anomala, 1497 nucleotides long. RefSeq names its product homoserine O-acetyltransferase family protein. The transcript has a single exon. Gene Ontology annotation, biological process: L-homoserine metabolic process. Bases 1 to 1497 code for a protein of 498 amino acids. Gene Ontology annotation, molecular function: homoserine O-acetyltransferase activity; L-serine O-acetyltransferase activity. The record is from RefSeq and is a predicted model, not a curated record. Lineage: Eukaryota; Fungi; Ascomycota; Saccharomycetes; Phaffomycetales; Wickerhamomycetaceae.
AUGCAAAAGAAUACAUACUCUACAAAAACUUCAAAAAGAAGAAUACAUCACCAUAAUCAAGAUCACCCUGCAAGACCAUCAAAUCCUGCUAUGAAUUUCCCAUGUCUUGACAGACUACAAGCCAAAACAGAUUUGUUAAAUUCUGGUCAAACCCCAACUAAUUCAUCAACAAACACAGAAAUUAAAACAAAUCAAGGUCCAGAACCGGUCUAUUCAAGAGUUCAAUCGGGAUUUAAGAAAUAUCAUAGUGAUUCUCCAUUAUUCUUAGACUAUGGUGGAUUUUUACCAGAGUAUGAAAUUGCUUAUGAACAAUGGGGGACAUUAAACCCUAAUAAGUCAAAUGCAAUCCUGCUACAUACUGGUCUUUCAGCUUCUUCUCAUGCAAAAUCACAAGUUGAAAAUACAAAACCAGGUUGGUGGGAAAAAUUCAUCGGUCCUGGAUUACCAUUAGAUACUGAUAAAUAUUUUGUCGUUUGUACAAAUGUCAUUGGUGGUUGUUAUGGUUCAACUGGUCCAUCUUCAAUAGACCCUUCAGAUGGAAAGCAUUAUGCAACAAGAUUCCCAAUCUUAUCAGUUAAUGAUAUGGUUAGAGCUCAAGAAAGAUUAAUGAGGGAACAAUUUGGCGUGGAGAAAUUAUAUGCAAGCGUUGGUUCUUCAAUGGGUGGUAUGCAAUCAUUAGCUUAUGCUCAAGAGUUUCCUGAAAAAGUUGAAAAAAUUGUUUCAAUUUCAGGUUGUGCAAGAUCUCAUCCUUAUUCAAUUGCUAUGCGUCAUGCUCAGAGACAAGUUUUAAUGUCUGAUCCAAAUUGGAAAAGAGGCUUCUAUUAUGAUUCAAUCCCACCUCAUGUUGGUAUGAAAUUAUCAAGAGAAAUUGCAACUGUUACUUAUAGAUCUGGUCCUGAAUGGGAAAUUAGAUUUGGUAGAGAAAGAGCAGAUCCAUCACAAAAACCUGCAUUGUGUCCAGAUUUUCUGGUGGAAACUUAUUUGGAUCAUCAAGGUAAUAAGUUUUCUUUAGAAUAUGAUCCAAAUUCACUAUUGUACAUUUCUAAAGCCAUGGAUCUUUUCGAUUUGGGUAAAGUUAAUAGGGAUCUAGCAUCAAGCAAAAGACAAGAAGCUUUUGAAAGAUAUGAGACAGAAGAAUAUGAAGAAUUCGCUGCCUCUUGUGCUUCAAGUUCUGUUCCUGAUGGUGAAUAUAAAGUUAAACCAAAAACUAGAACAAUAACGAAACAAGAGUCUGAUGAUGAUUUACUACACGGUUUGAAAACAUUUGCAAAUAAACAAGUUUUGGUUGUUGGUGUCAAAUCUGAUAUAUUAUUCCCACAUUGGCAACAAUUGGAAAUAGCAAAUAUGUUGAAGAAUGGUAAUAAACAAUUCUUUGGUGGUGAUGGUUCAAAUGUUCAACAUGUUGAAUUGGGUGAAGACAUUAGUAUGUAUGGUCAUGAUACUUUCUUGUUAGAUGUUGAACAUGUUGGUGGUCCAGUUAAAAGAUUUUUGGAUUGA